This is a messenger RNA of Pimephales promelas (fathead minnow), 1109 nucleotides long. The record is from RefSeq and is a predicted model, not a curated record. Lineage: Eukaryota; Metazoa; Chordata; Actinopteri; Cypriniformes; Leuciscidae.
AUGUCAAUCCGCGGCCGCCUUCUCUUCAACACCACCAACUCUGAAAAGAACAAUGUUACUGACAUAGACAUGAGUACUGCUGCUGGAAGGAUCACAGGGGCUCUGAUUCUGUGCCUUUUCUUACCGAUUGGCAUCUCUGGAAACCUAUUGAUCAUCUGGAGCAUCCUGACUCGAACCCGCCACCGUUCCAUCACCACCCUCCUGAUUCUAAACAUGGCCUGCGCGGAUGGAUUUGUGAUGCUUUUAAUACCCUUUUUCAUUGUUUAUUUUGUAAAACACACCUGGAUUUUUACCCUUCCACUUUGCAAGAUUCUGUUGUACCUCUGCAGUGCCAACAUGUACGCUUCAAUAUUUUUGAUAACGCUGAUGAGUCUGUACAGGAUGGUGACUGUCGUGUGGAAGAAACAUGCUGGUGUCCUGUCAGACCGGAGGGUGAUCAUUCGGGUGUUGGUGGCACUUUGGAUUCUUGCUCUCUGUAUGUCAGUACCUAAUUCGGUUUUCUGGACCACUUUCAGGAGUGAGCAAGAGCCAAAUAUUGUAGCAUGUGCUUGUAAACAUUCACAGCCACGAGAUGCGAUACUGCAGCACUGUUUUGAAAUUCUGUUGGGUUUCAUGAUGCCGUAUGGACUGAUCAUAAGCAGCUACGUGUGUAUCCUACGAAGAAUUCGCAAGACCAGGUUUCGUAGGCACAUCCGAAGUGAGAAACUCAUCCUGGUGAUUGUCAUCACCUUCGGCCUGAACUGGCUCCCAUUCCAUAUCAUGAAUAUGGUGGAGGUGGCUGUUGCUUUUCUCCCAGAAGAUUCCCCUGCAAAAGCCAGACUCAAUCAAAUCUGGACAUCUUUCCGGGGUUUCACCUCCACUUUCACCUUCAUCAGCAGCUCUAUAAAUCCUGUUCUUUACACAUUUGCUGGAAAGUCCUAUAUUAAACGUGAGGGCCUGGCCUUCAUGGCACGGCUGUUUGAGAGUUUAGGGAUCGAGUCCAGACAAAAGAUCCGGCAGAUUCAGAGCAAUCGAGAACGAGAGAGGAAAGAAGAGGUUGACUAUCCCAAUGAUGGAAUCUGAUGGAAUCCACUAGCGCUAAUGCUAGCUUGUACAUUAAAGUAAAGAUA